This is a messenger RNA of Onychostoma macrolepis, 2172 nucleotides long. Its product is annotated as gastrula zinc finger protein XlCGF8.2DB-like. Bases 696 to 1715 code for a protein of 339 amino acids. The transcript is spliced from 2 exons. NCBI's taxonomy places the organism in Eukaryota, Metazoa, Chordata, Actinopteri, Cypriniformes, Cyprinidae. Gene Ontology annotation, biological process: regulation of transcription by RNA polymerase II. The record is from RefSeq and is a predicted model, not a curated record. Gene Ontology annotation, cellular component: nucleus. Gene Ontology annotation, molecular function: RNA polymerase II cis-regulatory region sequence-specific DNA binding; DNA-binding transcription factor activity, RNA polymerase II-specific.
CGUCAGAAUAGUCCGUCUGCCAUCAGUGGUUCAAUCUUAAUGUUAUGAAGCGAUGAGAAUACUUUUUGUACGCAAAGAAAAUAAAAAUAAUGACAUUUAUUCAACAAUUCGUGUCCUCUCUGUGUCAGCGUAGCACCAUUUUGGAGAACAUCCGAUGGACGCUAAGUGGGUACGCUAUUCUCUGUCAUCAGUAAUGCAUGGAUACGUAUUGUACGUUUAUUUACGCUUUGAUUUGAAUGGAAACAGCGUAUCCAUGCGUUACUGAUAACAGAGAAUAGCGUACGCAUGGCAGAUGGAGUAUUUUGACAAUGUCUUUCAUACUUUACUGUGCCUUGACAGUGAGAGUUACUCGACAUUCACAAGCCUCCCGGUUUUCAUCCAAAAUAUCUUAAAGGAACACUCCACUUUUUUUGGAAAUAGGCUCAUUCUCCAACUCCCCCAGAGUUAAUAAGUUGAGUUUCCGGCAUAAUAAUCAAGGAACUUUGCUGCCGUACCAUGGCCGCAGCAGGUGCAGUGAUAUUACGCAGCGCCUAAAAGUAGUCCCCAGCCAGGUACCUAGUUAUAAUAUAGCUGGGGAUUAAUGACAACAUUUUCAUUUUGGGGUGGAGUAUCCCUUUAACUCUCACUUUGACUGACUGGAGAGAUGUAGUUUGGGUUUAUUCUUCCAGACACAGAAAUCCUCCCGGUGAAGCGAGAUGGCGUUUAUUAAACAGGAGAGUGAAGAGCUGAGGAUUGUAGAAGUAUUCAGCUUGAAACAUGAAGAGACCGAGGAACAAACAGACCUGAUGGCAAUAAAAGAAGAGAGUCAAGAACUGAAGGAAAUCGAAGAGAAAGAUCAAUAUGAGAGACAUGAUUUCUUUGUUGUAAAAAAAUCCAUACCGACUGAAACAAAUUCGGUUCAGAAGACCAAACCUCCCAGUUACUUAACUUGCCAUGAAUGUGGAAAGUGUUUCACACUAAAAGUAAACCUUAACGAGCACAUGAAAAUUCACACCAGAGAGAAGCUAUUCACAUGCCAACACUGUGGAAAGAGUUUCACACUCAAAGGAAGCCUUAAUAAACAUGAAACCAUUCACACUGGAGGGAAGCUGUUCACCUGUGAACAGUGUGAAAAGAGUUUCAGAUAUAAAGACACUCUUAAUUACCACAUGAGAGUUCACACUGGAGAGAAGCCGUUCACAUGCCAACAUUGUGGAAAGAGUUUCUAUACAAAAGGAACCCUUAAUCAACACAUCAGAAUUCACACCGGAGAGAAGCCAUUCACAUGCCAACAUUGUGGAAAGAGUUUCUUUACAAAAGGAUCCCUUAAUCAACACAUCAGAAUUCACACCGGAGAGAAGCCGUUCACAUGCCAACAUUGUGGAAAGAGUUUCUUUACAAAAGGAUCCCUUAAUCAACACAUCAGAAUUCACACCGGAGAGAAGCCAUUCACAUGCCAACACUGUGGAAAGAGUUUCAUUACAAAAGGAACCCUUAAUCAACACAUAACCAUUCAUUCAGAGAAGCCAUUCACAUGUGAUCAGUGUGGAAGGAGUUACAAAUAUGAAGAAAGCCUCAAGUCCCACAUGAGAGUUCACACUGGAGAGAAGUCGUUCGCACGUGAUCCGUCCGGGAAUAGUUUCAAAUACAAUGAAACCCCUAAUUCGCACACGAAGAGUGAACAUUCAAGAGAGCGGUUUUACGUGUCAUCAGUGUGGAGAGAGUUUCAGUUGUAAAGUAAGCCUCUACACUCAUGUGAGACUUCAUACUACAGAGAAGGCUUUCACCUGCGAACUGUGUGGGGAUAGCUUUUUACAAAAUGGAAAUCUCAAGUCACACAUGAGAAUUCACACUCGAGAGAAGCAUUUAGUGUGGAAAGAGUUUCAGACGUAACCCUUGAUUCCCACGUGAAAAGCCCUAACAACUGUAAACGGUGUAGGAUCAUAGAAACGUGUUAUUAAACUGUUAUUAAUUCACUACUAUAAAGUGACAUAACUGGGGAUGUUUUUUUUUUUAAAUGGUACCAGAAAAUAUGCAUCUCUGUAAAAUAUUUUGAAAUGAAUAUGUAUAACAAUUUUUUAAUUUGUCUUGUGCAUAUGAAUGCUUUGCUAUAGCUCAGUUGUUCUCAAAGCUUUUUGUUUUUUUUGUCCCAAGGCACACCUUUGUGAUUAUUAAAUUCAUCUUUGAAACUUU